Molecule: messenger RNA, 1660 nt
Organism: Hibiscus syriacus
Lineage: Eukaryota; Viridiplantae; Streptophyta; Magnoliopsida; Malvales; Malvaceae
Product: WRKY transcription factor 1-like
Biological process (GO): regulation of DNA-templated transcription
Molecular function (GO): DNA-binding transcription factor activity; sequence-specific DNA binding
Source: RefSeq, a predicted model, not a curated record
GAAACCAGAGACUCGAGUGUUAUUGCUUCUACCGUAUAUUUCCCCAACUAUUUUUAUAUUUUUGUUGGGAUUAGACUUCAACAAUCUGAAUCGCUGCUACUUCCCCGACUCCAAUUCCGAUCGCCGGCGUCAUCAACGGCUCUGAUCGCCUCUUAUAACCGUGCUCUUUCCACGUGAUCUUCAGCUAGGGUUUCUUCAUGAUGGUUUCUUCAGGGGAGUGUGGAACGGAUAUACAGAGCCCAGAUGCUGGAAGUCAUCAAUUGCAGCUGAUCUCUGAUAGUGAAAUUCGGGCCUCACAAUCAGCUCAAGGGAAAGGAAUACCUAAUGCUGAUCCAUGCUUCAUUACAUGUAAGGAAACAUCUCUGACUCCCCCUCCUUCGCCAGGUAUUGAAGGGAGCAGUCCUAUUGUAAGCGAGAAAGUCUUAGAGGACGGGUAUAACUGGCGUAAAUACGGGCAGAAACUUGUUAAAGGAAAUGAAUUUGUUCAAAGUUAUUACAGAUGUACACAUCCGAAUUGCCAAGUGAAAAAGCAGCUAGAACAUGCACAUGAUGGGAAAAUGGUAGACACUGUUUAUUUUGGUCAGCAUGAUCAUCCAAAACCGCUGAACCUUCCCCAUGCUGUUGGUUUUGUUGUCUCUGUUGUCGAAGAGAGGCCCGAUGAUGCAUCUCCAACUGUUGUCAAAGACAAGUCACUGGAUGCACAUAUCCAAACACCUCGCUCGAUUGAGCCAGGAGAUGGCUUGCAGCCUUUGCUUAUUGCUGCUGGUGAAGAUGUGAAAGGUGCAUCUUCAAAAUCAAAUAAGUUACUAAAUGUUGGCAGUAGUGAUCAUGGCCAUAAUAUCUCAAAACGCAGGAAGAAAGAAAAAAGUAAUGCUGAUCCAUCUCCAGUGCAUAAGCCAACUAGUGAAUCAGAUAUGGUUGUUAAGACUCUAAGUGAGGUUGACAUCGUAAAUGAUGGGUACCGUUGGCGCAAAUAUGGGCAAAAAUUAGUUAAAGGCAAUCCCAAUCCAAGGAGUUAUUACAGAUGUUCAAAUCCUGGAUGCCCUGUCAAGAAACAUGUAGAGAGGGCAUCUCAUGAUGCAAAAUUGGUUAUAACUCCUUACGAGGGACAACAUGACCAUGAUUUACCUCCAAAUAGGACUGUUACUCACAAUGUAACAGGAGUAAAUGUCCAUCCAGCAGCCCAUAAUGGCAAAUCAGGCACCAAGGCAGGAGAAAGUGAGAACGUUCAUUCUAGUCCUGGAGCAGAGAAUAAACCGAGUGAGCAAUUGAAUGGUGAAUCAUUAACAAAGUCGGAAGCAAGUGCUACUGUUAAUGUUGGUAUAACUGAUGCAUCUAUAUUGGGUCCUGAAGGUGGGUCAAAUGAGCAACGGAGUGGGAAGUUGGAUUCAAGUGAAGAGACUGAAGUCGUUGAACAUACAGUUCAUAGUAAAUCGAGUUCUCAGAAUACAUCUAAGCAAAUGAGUAGCGAACCUGAAACAAAGUCGUAAAAUAGUGCUGAUUACAUCAACAAGAUGGUCCAAACCACCCCAUUCUGUGUGUAAUUUGAUGCCUAGCGCAUAACCUGUCCAAAAAGAACUUGGGGUGAGAGUUUAAUAAUGGCCGAAAGUUGGGGGCUGCAGUUUGGUUGGGUGUAUUAAUAUUGGCAAACCACCUUGUA